Messenger RNA from Arabidopsis thaliana (thale cress), 1416 nucleotides. It is a transcript of the gene TED4, whose product is annotated as Plant heme oxygenase (decyclizing) family protein. Gene Ontology annotation, biological process: heme oxidation. Gene Ontology annotation, molecular function: heme binding; heme oxygenase (decyclizing) activity. The record is from RefSeq and is marked reviewed. The coding region runs from base 269 to 1117 and encodes 282 amino acids. The transcript has 3 exons. Gene Ontology annotation, cellular component: chloroplast. NCBI's taxonomy places the organism in Eukaryota, Viridiplantae, Streptophyta, Magnoliopsida, Brassicales, Brassicaceae.
CUCCUACAGACAUUCAGACAUGUGCAACACUCAACGCACUGUCGAUAUUACAUAGACCCGAAAUAAAAGCUCCUUGUCCAAAAACUUCAUUCACCCUCUCAUCGUUAUCUUCAUUUGGAAACAACUAAACAAUAUUCUGUUUUAUUAAUAUUUUCGCCUAUUUAAAAAUUCAAUUAGAAUAGUGUAUCCCUCUUCUCUAUUCCUUCAAGCCAACUAAAACUACAUUGCGUGACUUCUUCUGUAACCAUUUUUCUAUUCCGAUCAAACCAUGGCGUAUUUAGCUCCGAUUUCUUCAUCCUUAUCCAUAUUCAAGAAUCCCCAACUCUCAAGAUUCCAAUUUUCUUCUUCCUCACCGAACCCACUUUUCCUUCGACCUAGGAUUCAGAUUCUGAGUAUGACCAUGAACAAGUCGCCGUCUUUAGUGGUGGUUGCGGCUACUACUGCGGCAGAGAAGCAGAAGAAGAGGUAUCCUGGAGAAUCAAAGGGUUUUGUGGAGGAGAUGAGGUUUGUGGCUAUGAGACUUCAUACUAAAGAUCAAGCUAAGGAAGGUGAGAAAGAGACUAAAUCUAUUGAGGAACGUCCUGUUGCUAAAUGGGAACCUACUGUUGAAGGUUACUUGAGGUUUCUUGUGGAUAGUAAAUUGGUUUAUGAUACUCUUGAACUGAUUAUUCAAGACUCCAAUUUCCCAACUUAUGCCGAGUUCAAGAACACGGGGCUGGAAAGAGCGGAGAAAUUAUCCACGGAUUUGGAGUGGUUCAAGGAACAAGGUUACGAGAUUCCAGAACCAACAGCUCCUGGUAAAACAUAUUCUCAAUAUUUAAAGGAAUUAGCAGAGAAGGAUCCUCAAGCAUUCAUUUGUCACUUCUACAACAUCUACUUUGCUCAUAGUGCUGGUGGACGAAUGAUUGGCAGAAAGGUGGCAGAGCGGAUACUCGAUAAUAAAGAACUCGAGUUCUACAAAUGGGACGGCGAACUUUCUCAAUUGUUGCAGAACGUUAGGGAGAAACUGAACAAGGUUGCAGAGGAGUGGACUAGAGAAGAAAAGAAUCAUUGUUUGGAAGAGACUGAGAAAUCGUUCAAGUAUUCUGGUGAGAUACUUCGUCUCAUAUUGUCCUGAUUUGGUGCGCAGUGUCUCUAGAUAUCUCAAUACGUCUUGUGGCAACUAAAAUGAUGCACAUUGUUUAUAUUCCUGUAUUAUAUUAAUCAUCUUCUACAUGUAUUAAACUCUUCUUUGCUUCAAAGCUGUUACUAAGUUCAAGGUUCAAAUUAAUAACUUUUCUGCCGUUUUAUAGCUCAAAUACAAGUUCAAUGAUCAGUGUACAUCUGAUAUAGCCAGAGGACUGACUCUUCUAUAUAUGUUGGAUAGAAUUCUGUGAACUUUUGACAUCUUUAUGGUUGGUCUAUAAAUGGUGAUGA